Mytilus californianus (California mussel) is the source of this 2022-nucleotide messenger RNA. RefSeq names its product selenocysteine lyase-like. Lineage: Eukaryota; Metazoa; Mollusca; Bivalvia; Mytilida; Mytilidae. The record is from RefSeq and is a predicted model, not a curated record. Bases 44 to 1291 code for a protein of 415 amino acids. The transcript has 13 exons.
UUUUUUUCACCGUAAACAAAUUUUCGGAGUUCCUCGGACUGAAAUGGCAGACGGAAAGAAGGUUUAUUUAGAUUACAAUGCCACAACACCACUUGAACUAGAAGUUGUUGGAGCUAUUACAAGUAGUCUGACUAAAGCAUGGGGGAAUCCCAGUAGUUCUCAUGAUGCUGGUGUAAAAGCCAAGAAAGUGAUAGAUGAAGCAAGAUGCAAUGUAGCCAACAUGAUAGGGGCUAAAUCAUCAGAUAUCAUUUUUACAUCUGGUGGAACAGAGGGAAAUAACAUGAUAAUACAGACAGCAGUGAAAUACGCCUAUCAUGACAUGUCCAAUGGCUAUGCAGGGGGAGAUAAUCAUGACAAACUUCCACAUUUUAUCACAUCAAAUCUAGAACAUGACUCGGUAAAACUGGUAUUAGAACAUCUUGCAGAGGAAGGAACAGCAAGUGUUACAUUUGUACCUGCCUCCAGUAAGACAGGACAGGUAGAUGUAGAUGAUGUGUUGUCUGCAAUCAGACCUUCGACAUGUAUGAUUACUGUUAUGAUGGCUAAUAAUGAAACAGGUGUUAUACAGCCAAUCAAAAUGAUAUCAGAAAAAUUAAGACAAAUCAAUCAAUCAAGGAGAAUUUUACCUAAGAUAUUACUUCACACUGAUGCAGCCCAGGCCAUCGGGAAAAUAGAAGUUGAUGUUGAAGAUUUAGGUGUUGAUUAUUUAACUGUUGUUGGACAUAAGUUUUAUGGUCCAAGGAUAGGAGCCAUAUAUGUUAGAAACCUUGGUAAUAAAGAUGUUCCAUUAUACCCAAUGUUAUAUGGAGGUGGACAAGAGAGAAAUUAUAGACCUGGAACAGAAAACACAGUAAUGAUAGCUGGUUUAGGAAAGGCAGCUGAGCUUGUAGUAAAGAAUAUCAUUUGUUACAAGAAUCAUUUAUCUUCAGUCAGGGAUUAUCUGGAGAUCAAGUUACAGGAAGCCUUCAAAGAUAGGAUCCAUUUGAAUGGUAAAUUUCCCUCCAGUGAAAGACUACCAAAUACUUGUAAUGUAUCCAUUCUGAGUGACAAAUUACAGGGUCAUAAAGUUUUAUCUAACUGUAGAAUUCUACAAGCCAGUAUUGGUGCUGCUUGCCAUUCACAAAAUAGACCAUCACCUAUUCUGUUAGCAAUAGGAGUUCCUGAAUCAGUUGCUAGAAAUGCAUUGAGGUUGUCAGUUGGCAGAGAAACUACUAAAGAUGAUAUUGAUUGUGUGAUACAGGACUUAAUACAAGCUGUAAAUCAACUAGAAAAUCAUACAAAAGAGACAUGAUUCUAUAUUUUUAAAAGUGGAUGUGAUUUAAUAUUUUAGCUUGUUCAAGUAAACCUGUUUAAGCUCUUAAUUCAAAGAUCUCAAUGCAAAUUGCUCUAUGUAGAAAAAAAUCAGUGUCGUAGUUAAAACAACUUUAUAAUUAGAUAUUUUGUCAAUUAGCAAUUAUUAUUAGUUUUGGAAGGUAAGCAAUUAUUUAUUGCCCUGGCAUAUAUUUCUAAAAAGACAUGCAUAUCCGUUAUUGGUGAAUAUUUUGAGUGUUGCUCAGAUUGACACUAUAAUGAUUGUCCUUAUCUUGCUGUAGGAAUAGGACUCUUUAGUUCAUUGUCAAAAAAGAGAGAAGGAAGAUACCAAAGGAAUGGUCAAACUUAUAAGUCUAAAAUGACCUGACACCAUGGCAAAAUCUUACAACCUUUAAGAUUGAAAAAAAGCAUUAAAAGCACUGUUAAUUUGAUAAAUCGGUAUAAAUGGUUAUUUUACAGCAUAUCAAAAGACUGUUAGCUUGCCAAGCCUUUAUCCUUUCCUGUUUUGCUAAUGAUAAUUCUAAAGCUUUCUGCCAAAUUUUGAAAAUGUUUUUGUGGUGAUUAAUCAUGUGCUGUGCAGAUAUUUAAACCUCUAAGUUGCCAUAAGAAUAUUGAUUUGGAAGAAAAAUUUUAUUUAUAGAUCUCUAUGUUAAUUUUGUGAAUGUCAGUAUUAAUGUAUAAGUCUAUUGUAAUAAAUCUUAUCAAAAUCAA